This is a messenger RNA of Aureobasidium namibiae CBS 147.97, 873 nucleotides long. RefSeq names its product ADP,ATP carrier protein. Gene Ontology annotation, molecular function: ATP:ADP antiporter activity. Gene Ontology annotation, biological process: mitochondrial ADP transmembrane transport; mitochondrial ATP transmembrane transport. The transcript has 4 exons. The record is from RefSeq and is a predicted model, not a curated record. NCBI's taxonomy places the organism in Eukaryota, Fungi, Ascomycota, Dothideomycetes, Dothideales, Saccotheciaceae. Gene Ontology annotation, cellular component: mitochondrial inner membrane. Bases 1 to 873 code for a protein of 290 amino acids.
AUGCCCGGGCCCGUUAUUGCCUUUUUGAUAUCAAGUAUUCCCCACAUCAUCGUCAAGACGGGUGCCGCUCCUCUGGAGCGUAUCAAGCUGCUCAUCCAAAAUCAGGACGAGUUGCUCCGCUUUGGUCGUCUCACCAAGCCUUACGCCGGCAUCUACGAGUGCCUCAAGCGCAUCAUCACUGAGGAGGGUAUCGCAUCCCUCUGGCGCGGCAAUACCGCGGGUAUCAUCCGCUACUUCCCAGCUCAGGCCCUGGACUACGCUUUCCGCGAUACCUACAGAUCUAUGUUCGCCUUUGAGAAGGGGCGAGAUGGUUACUGGUUGUGGAUGGCCGGUAAUAUUGCCUCUGGUGCUGCUGCUGGUGCAACCAGACUCCUCUUUCUCUACCCGCUGGACUACGUCCGUGUUCGUCUUGCCAACGACAUCAAGGACGCCACUAGUAGCGAGCGUCAAUAUAAUGGCCUCAUGGACGUCGUUGAGAAGACCAUCGCCUCUGACGGUAUCGCUGGUCUCUACCGUGGCUUUUUGCCGUCCGUCAUUGGUAUUAUUCUCUACCGUGGCCUCUGGCUCGGCAUAAUGGACAUCAUCAAGCCUCUUGUCCUCACCGGUGCCCUCGAGGGCAACUUCCUUGCCUCUUUUCUCUUCAGCUGGACCGUCGCCACGAUUGUCAGUCUCGCCACUUACCCGCUUGACACUAUCCGCUCUCGUCUGAUGAUCAGAUCCGGUGAGGCUAUCAAGGACGAUUCCUUCAUCGAUGCUAGCGGUCAGAUCCUUGCUACGGGAGGCUUGAAGUCUCUUUGGAAGGGCGCUGACGCCGACGUCCUCCGAAGUGUUGGCAGUCUGGCCCAAUUCUUCAUUUUCGGCUAUGCCUUCUAG